Molecule: messenger RNA, 345 nt
Organism: Funneliformis mosseae
Lineage: Eukaryota; Fungi; Glomeromycota; Glomeromycetes; Glomerales; Glomeraceae
Source: the annotation of a GenBank genome assembly
AUGCAAGAACCUUAUAGAACUAUACCUAAAAAAUUAAGAGAUUAUGGAAGUAAAUACGCUUCUAGAAUUCAUGGUGGUAAGAAUCUAACUUCCCAGCAUCUUAAAUUGCUUUCGAGAAUCGCAUUAAGGCAAGAAUCUGACCAUUUUGAUGCAGGUGAUAAUUAUGUUAUGGGUGAUACUGAGUCAGAAGAUGAUAGUCCUGAAUCUGACCAUGAAUCUGAUCAUGAAUUUGGUUCUGUUCCUGAGGCAAAUGGUUUAAAACCCCAACCUGACCCUCAAAAGUCUCAGACAAUAGAAAUGGAUUCCAUAUUAGCUGAAAUUGAUACAAUGUUAGCUAAAAUUUAG